This is a messenger RNA of Adelges cooleyi (spruce gall adelgid), 465 nucleotides long. RefSeq lists its product as uncharacterized. The transcript is spliced from 4 exons. NCBI's taxonomy places the organism in Eukaryota, Metazoa, Arthropoda, Insecta, Hemiptera, Adelgidae. The coding region runs from base 1 to 465 and encodes 154 amino acids. The record is from RefSeq and is a predicted model, not a curated record.
AUGACGAAGUAUAAAUUGAAAUUUAAAGCUAUCUUUCCAUGUGAAUCCACUGAACAUCACAAGUUACAGUAUAACAUGUAUUUAAGUAAAACAUCUCCAACUCAAUUUAAACUAAAGGGCAAUAUGACUUUGCUUAUUCCAUACGACGAUUCGAUUAAUAUUAACAUCAAUAUGGCGGAAAAAGGAUCAAUUGGUGGCUGUAAAGAUAAUGCACAUGUUUACACCACGACUAAUGCUUGUUCGAAAAUGAAAUUUUUAUUUGGAGAUUCGUGGGACAUUUAUAUUCAUGGAUUUCAUUUUCCAGAUUUGGAAUGUCCAAUAAAACCGGGUGUUUACGUGUCAUCUGGAAUUGACAUUGACAAAAUGAUGAAUACUAAUUUCCCUAAGACAUUUUUUUACGGAGAGUACAAAAUGAUAUUACGUUAUCAAGUAGUUUUGCCAAAAAACUUGGCUGUUUUGUAUUAG